AUGGCUUCUCUAGCAUUUUUGAAGCAUCGCCCAUGGCCGUUACCAGUGGCUGUCGCACCUCGGCUGAAUAAGCUGGGACCCAUCGAGGAGGAGAAUACCCCAUACUACUCUCCGUCGCAUUUUUACCCUGCUUAUAUCGGAGAGAUUCUCAACGGUAGAUACCAAGUAACAGCAAAAAUUGGCUAUGGCAGUAGCUCAACAGUUUGGCUUGCGCGAGAUCUUAUGCAGUGGCGCUGGUUAAGAGACAAAUAUGUUGCUCUCAAAAUAAAUACAAGCACGCGCCAUUCACGGGAUGUGAAAACCGAGCUAGAUACUCUCCAACUUCUCUGCAAGUCAAACCCACGGCAUAAAGGCUGUCCCUAUGUUAGACACCUCCUCGAUUCGUUUGAGUUAAACUAUGAGUCUCGAAAACAUCUUAUUCUUGUUUUUGAGCCUUUACGGGAGCCACUCUGGAUAUACCGUCGGAGAUUUAUUGGGGACGCUAUUCCGUCAGAUGUACUAAAGAUAAUGCUACAAAUGAUUCUUCAGGGCCUUGAUUAUCUUCACGCCGAGUGCCAUAUUAUCCAUACUGAUCUCAAACCGGACAACAUAAUGGUCAAGAUAGAAGACCUAUCAAUUUUGGACCAUGCAGCUAAAGAUGAAUACAAAAAUCCUCUUCCUCAAAAAGCUUGCUCCGACGGUCGUACUAUCUAUCUCUCGCGGAAUAACUAUGGAUUACCUCGCAAAACAACCGGGGUCAUCCAAAUUACAGAUUUCGAUCUUUCUGUCCCAGGUGAUAGAAUACACAGCGGAUGCAUUCAAGCAGAAAUCUAUCGAGCACCGGAGGUGAUUUUGGAUUGUGGUUAUUCAUACAGUGCUGACAUAUGGAAUCUAGGAGUUAUGCUAUGGGACAUACUUGAAGGGAGAAAGCUUUUUAGGGAUAUUGACCCUGUUCGUGUGCAUGAAUAUGAUGAACUGAAUCAUUUUGCACAUAUAAUUGCCUUAUUAGGGCCACCUCCGAGGGAGAUCUUGGAAAAGGGUAGACGCACAUCGCAGUUCUACAACUCAGGAGAGUUCAAAGGCCCAAAAAUCGGGGCAGAGUUUAAUUUUGAGACAUCGUUGUCACAAAUUAAGGGUGAUGAUAAACGAAUGUUUAUUAGCUUUGUGAAAAGAAUGAUUAAAUGGCGUCCAGAGGAACGAAGUACUCCAAGAGAGUUACUAGAAGACCCCUGGCUUUCGUUUGAAGCAGAAUGA
Molecule: messenger RNA, 1233 nt
Organism: Aspergillus tanneri
Lineage: Eukaryota; Fungi; Ascomycota; Eurotiomycetes; Eurotiales; Aspergillaceae
Product: putative protein kinase
Exons: 5
Coding region: 1-1233 (410 amino acids)
Biological process (GO): spliceosomal complex assembly; regulation of mRNA processing; protein phosphorylation
Molecular function (GO): ATP binding; protein kinase activity
Source: RefSeq, a predicted model, not a curated record